AAUCAGAUGGUCAUUGGCCUUGCAACAUUGCCAGAACGAAUGUAGCUGGAAUGGGCGGUGUGACGUCAACAGACGUCACUGCACGUGCUUCCAAGGUUUCUACAAUGACGAUUGUUCCGGUGACUGUGGAUGUCAAGGCCACGGAACUUGCAAAAACGACAACACGUGUGAUUGUGACGACGGGUGGGCGUGGUCACACAACCUACAUAAAUGUGUCUGGGAGUGUGACUGUCCCCAGGGAGUUAGUUGUAUGGGUCCCGGCAUUUGCGAAUGCACAGAAAACUGCAAAUAUGGCACGUGCUGGAAUGGUCAAUGCGAGUGUUGGGCUGGGUAUACUGGCCACACGUGUUCAAAAUACGACCCGCUAACUAUGCCCAACAGGAAGGUUAGUGUUGGAAUCAACCUGGCCGAAAUAACUUACUACUCCAGUGAAGUAAAAUUUGUAGACGUGGCGAAAGAGUCCAUGGAAUGGAUAACGCAGAGACGGGAAGGGGUGCUGGCACACCAAUGGAACACCCACGAGGAGGCGAAAGUUCACUUUGACGAUGACGGAUAUCCUACCCAAUUAGAAGACACAAUGAUACUGGUGACCUUGAUACUUCGCCAAGGUCACUGGAGUCCUGCCGGUAACUACACAAUCCUUUACGACGGCGAGGGAGAACUUGGCCUGGGGCUCGUACACUUCACCCGUAUCUACGAGGGCAAAGGACGCAUGAUGGUAAACAUGGAUCCUGGUUCCGGUGGUAUUGAGCUGAAAAUUAUGCGCACAAACCAGCAAAACCAUAUCCGGAACAUCCGUGUCAUACUUCCUGGUUUUGAGGACAGACAUGCGCACUUCCCGUACAACCCUUUGUUCCUGGAGACAAUAACACGGUACUCCGAGCUCCGAUAUAUGGAUUUCAUGCAUACUAAUGCACACCAGCCCGAACCAACAACAUGGGCAACUCGAAGGAAACAGACGUUUCACACCCAGACAGGAAGUUACGGCGCCGCCCUAGAAUACAUGAUACUGCUUAGCAACAUGAUUGGCGCCAGUCCUUGGUUCAAUAUUCCUCAUGCAGCAGAUGACGAUUAUAUACGGGAACUAGCCACCUUCGUCAAAACAUCCCUUCGUCCGGACCUUAAAGUUUACCUUGAGUAUUCUAACGAAGUGUGGAAUGGAAUAUUCCGCCAGAAAGUAUACUCGGUGGAAAAGGGCACACAACUUGGUCUAGACAGCCAAGGUUAUAGAGCUGGGAUGAAAUAUUAUAAUAAAAGGUCAUCUGAGGUCAUGGGGAUAUUCCAAUCGGCGUUUGGUAUUGACAGUGAGGAUAGACUUGUUCCUAUAUGGGCAUGGCAGACUGGUUACCAGGACUACUACCAACAAGCACUGGAUGACCUCGGUAACAGGACACGUGACUUUAAAGCUCUAGCGAUCACUGGAUACUUUUCAUGCGACGGUGCUGCAUCUAAACAUAAAACGGACCUACCACAGAUGACGAUGAGUGCGAUUAGUGACCUAUGUGACCUGGACCUCCCUUCCCAAAAAAACAUGUACAGUCAUUACAUGGAUGUAGCAAAGAACCACAGUCUAUCACUGGUGAUGUAUGAAGGAGGACCUGCCGUCAUGGAACCAGGGGCUAUUUCACAUGGUUCUUCAAAUGAUGACGUCACAACUAAAGCCAUCGCAUUUAAUUCUGACCCUCACAUAAAGGACAAUGUGAUGGCGAUACUGGAAGCCUGGAAGAGCAUUGUUACUGACUCCCCCGGAAAUCAAGCCCCUGGUGGACUUUUCAACUACUUUUCAUCCGCCGGAUUUCCCAGCAAAUACGGAAGUUGGGGAAUGCUACGCUACACUGGCGAGGACCCUCACAGCGUCCCAAAGUACAUGGCUGUUCAAGAGUUCAUCACCAAACACCUCAGUCAUGACGUUCUUGGAAACAAAUGUUCGUUUUUGAUAAGUGGAAAUGUUGCAUUCGGAUGUUUUAAGCCACGCGAUAGACAUGGAUGGCAGUGUGGAAAAUCUUAUAAUCACGGAUCGGCCUGGGAGUACCUGCCAGAUAUUCCGGGACAUGACAUUCUAAAUAUUCUGGACGGGUAUAAUCAUGCCACUCACACGCUGUUUGUCCGGACUGUUGAUGCGUUGGGCGUUAACCAAUAUCAUGUGACCGAUACGUACCACUUCAAUUGGACAACCACUGAUAGUUGGACCUACCAUUCAAUGCUGGCCUCUCGUCACGUGACACGAAGUCUCCCAAUGGGAGAUUAUCGAAAUCUUGCCACAACGCAUGUUGAUUGCUUAUAUCAAGCACAAGCACCUCCACCACCAUUAGGCUGACCACUGUAAU
Pecten maximus is the source of this 2327-nucleotide messenger RNA. RefSeq lists its product as uncharacterized. The transcript is spliced from 14 exons. Bases 251 to 2317 code for a protein of 688 amino acids. The record is from RefSeq and is a predicted model, not a curated record. NCBI's taxonomy places the organism in Eukaryota, Metazoa, Mollusca, Bivalvia, Pectinida, Pectinidae.